Amphiprion ocellaris (clown anemonefish) is the source of this 2956-nucleotide messenger RNA. It is a transcript of the gene gpr37l1a, whose product is annotated as G protein-coupled receptor 37 like 1a. The transcript is spliced from 2 exons. Lineage: Eukaryota; Metazoa; Chordata; Actinopteri; Pomacentridae. Gene Ontology annotation, cellular component: plasma membrane; signaling receptor complex. The record is from RefSeq and is a predicted model, not a curated record. Gene Ontology annotation, biological process: positive regulation of MAPK cascade; adenylate cyclase-inhibiting G protein-coupled receptor signaling pathway. Bases 125 to 1729 code for a protein of 534 amino acids. Gene Ontology annotation, molecular function: G protein-coupled peptide receptor activity.
UGUUCGGUCCUGAGGCUGCAGCUGCUCCAGUUCAGUCUCCGGUUCCUCUGGCUGAGUUGAAGGUUUCUGUCUUCAUGUCUGUGGAACAAACUCACCCCACGGACGAACUUCCUUCCUCUGAAAAAUGAGUCCGGUUUGGUGUCUUCUGCUCCCGGUCCUGGUCCUGGUUCUGAUUCUGUGCCCCGCGGAGCUCCGGGAGCUUCGGUCCGAGCUGGAGCAGCAGCCGGAGGAUGCGGACGAAGCGGCCGCGAAGGCGUCCGUGUCCCCGGAGAGGAGCCCCGUUGAGAGGGUCGCCCGAGGAGCCAAGGGCGGCGGGUCCCGGAGGAGGGACGAUGACCCGGGCGGAUACUUCACCACCCCGAGGGCCGUCCGGCGCACCGCGGCUCCUCCGGGUAACGGCUCCUCGACCUCCCGGGGCCAGGGGCUCCUGAACCCGCUGUUCCCGGUGACCGACGGCUCGUACCUGGCCUACACCGUCAUGCUGCUGGCGCUCGUGCUGUUUGCCGCCGGCAUCGUAGGGAACCUCGCGCUCAUGUGCAUCGUAUGGCACAGCUUCUACCUGAAGAGCGCGUGGAACUGCGUGCUGGCGGGCCUGGCCUUCUGGGACUUCCUCGUGCUCUUUUUCUGCCUGCCGGUGGUCGUGUUCCACGAGCUCACCUUGACGCGGUUGCUAGGAGACCUGUCCUGCAAGCUCGUGCCCUACCUGGAGGUGACCUCUCUGGGCGUGGCCACCUUCAGCCUCUGUGCUCUGAGCAUCGAUCGGUUCCACGCCGCCACCGGUCCUGGACCCCACCAGACCCCGAAGGUGGAACCCUGCCAGUCCAUCCUGUCCAAGCUGGCCGUGAUCUUCGUGGGCUCCAUGGUGCUGGCGGCUCCAGAGCUGCUGUUGUGGCAGCUGCUGCAGGAGACCGUCAGUCUGCCGGCGCUGCCCACCGAGCUGCAGCAGAACCAGGCCUCUGGCUCGCUCAUGGCCGCCUUCAGAGCCCAAACCGACGCCUUUAAGGUGGACGUCUGCGUCCGUGAGCCAUCGGCGGAGCUUCCAGAGAGCAUCUACUCCCUGGUGCUGACCUACCACGAGGCCCGCAUGUGGUGGUUCUUCGGCUGCUACCUCUGCAUGCCACUGCUCUUCACUCUGGCCUGUGACUUGGUGACGCGACACGUGUUAGCGCAGCGGCUACCAGCUAGCAGUGAGAAGGUGACGGUGCGAUACUCCUCCACUUUGUCCUCGUCCUCCUCCACAUCGAUGAAGAAGAAGCAGCACAUGAGGCAGCAGAGGCUUCGCUCCACCGUCAUGGCGCUCACCCUCCUGUACGUUGCCUGCAACCUCCCAGAGAGCGUCUGUAACAUUACCCUGGCGUAUGUCUCCGUCCCGGUGUCGGCCGCCCUGCCGCCUCUGACUCUGCCUGCACUCGGGCUGAUUGGUCAGUUCCUGCUAUUUGUGCGUUGCUCAGCGACGCCGGUGCUGCUGCUUUGUUUGUGCCGCUCGCUGGGUCAGGCCUUCAUGGACUGCUGCUGCUGCUGCUGCGAGGAAUGCCUUCCCGACGGAAACUCCUCCUCGUCCUCCGCUGCCUCCACCGCCGCCACCUCCACGCUCUCCUCGCCCACCUCGCCUUCGCCAUCCUCGCUGUUGCCGUCCGGUAAAGAGGAGGCGGUGAAGAGUGUGUUGACAGAAGUAGCAGCGUUCAACAGAGCAAUAGACUCUCCAGCAGCGAUUGGGACGCCGUGCUGAUCCAGAACUGUUAAAUCACACUACAGGGUUUAUUGCAACUGGGUUUGUUUUGGUAGUUUCAUCCAACUUUUCUCUGAACUAGUAAAAGCAUCCAAACAGCACCAAUGCAUCACCUGGUCACAACCCAUACGGAAAAUUGUGCGAUAAGGUUCUAAUGUCAGCUUUGUCCAAGUUGAAACCAGAUGAUUUUAUCGAUUGUCUGAAAUAUUUGACUAAGGGCGUCUUUCUACCUUAGUGGCACUCAAAGCGCUUCACAAUGUUUCUCAUUCAUUCACACACCAGUGGCAACAGAACUUUCAUGCAAGGUGCUGCCGGCCAUCAGGAGCAACCUGGGGUUCAAUAUCUUAUCCAAAGACACUUUGGCAAGCAGAGGAGUGGAGGAUUGAACCGCCAACCUUGCGAUUUGUGGCCAGCCUGUACCACCACCUGAGCCACAGCCGGCCUUUUUAUAAGUCUUUUAUAUUGUAGAAAGCAAAACUGCAAUCACUGUUUACCCUUGCUUCUUUCUUCAGCCGUAGGACUGCGUUAACCAUCGUGAUUGAAUGUCGUACUAUUUCUUUUUCCCUGGUUUAUUCGGUUUCUCCUUUCAACCCGAACCUGAAGGAAAAACUCAGGCUUUCAACCAUUAUAGCUGCCCCUGCUCUGGAAAAAAAAUAAUCAUCAUCCACUCAUACCACAUGAAAUUCUAAUUCAUACACUCCCGUAUUUUGAAAGUGACUUAAAUCAUAACAUAACGUUUGCUACACUACGCUUCCUUUAUAAUCAUUGAAAGUGGCCGCAUCAGCACAUAAGUGGUAUGUAAACACAGCGGAAACAGAAAACAGUCUUCUGGUUUAUGUGCAGCCUCAGCAGUGAUGUGGGCAUCUUGGUGAAGAUGGAGCUCAGAUAGAAGGUAAAGCCUCGAUUUACCAGUCGGUCCAUGUUCCAACUCUAGUGACAGAAAGAAAAUAAGGUUCGGAGAUACAAGCAGCUGAAAUAACUUUCCUCAUCCUCAGAGAUCAGGUGAGAAGCUCGAACACCUAACACGCAAAUUUUUCCUCACUGUAGACUCAUUUUUCAGUCGCUGCUUCUUCAGCUGAGGUGGUUCAACAUCUGGUUCAGCUUCUCCAGAGUAGCUUCAUUUGGAGGUGUUCAGCUAGUUGGAGAUCCUGGGGUAGAAGCAGAACUCUCUCGGGGGGUUUUAUGUAUCCCAGGACAGAUGAGAUAUAUAUAUAUAUAUAUAUAUAU